AUGGCUAGUAAAUUUGUCAAGCCUAAGCACAAGAAAAGAUCCAUUGGAGAUAGUGAGGAUGCUGGUAAGAAUAAAAUAAAAAGCUCAAAAAAUACACUUAAGAAACAAAAGACCUCUAAUGAUGACCAGCCUACUCCAAUUUCUAGAGGCUCAGGUGCUAAGAAAUUCAUUUCUGCAGAUGAUCUCAAAUGGAAUUCUGUAAAGAUUAAUCAAUCGGUAAAUAUUGUCGAAGGUUUCUUUGGUUUAGAAGAGAUUGAAGGGGUUGAUGUGCAAUAUGUUGAUGGUAAAGCUCAUUUUGUUGUAAAAGAUCAACUGAAACUUAAAACCGAAGAAGAAAAGGCCCAAGAAGAGGAAAAUGGUAGAGUUAAAAAGAACCAAUCAUUAUUAACUGAAAAAGACGAGGAAGAAAUUGCUAGACAGGAAGAGGAAAGAGAGGAAAAACAUGAUAAUAAUGACGGAGAUGAUGAGGAUGACGGAGAGGAAUUUACUGCAUUCAGUGAUAGAGAAGACGAUGGGGCUGAAAUUGAACAAGAAGCCUUGGCCACAGUUUUGCAAGAAGAAGAAGCAGAAGCCGAAGAUGAUAAUAUUAAUAUUGAUGAUGAUGAUGAUGAUGAUGAUGAUGAUGAGGUAGAUGAAGACUUAUUGGCAGACUAUAAGGAAAACUUGAAAACAAGUAAACUUACAGACAUCCUCGAUGAAGACGAAGAUUUGGAUUCCGUUGAACUCCCGCAAACAAUUAUUGAAAAUUGGUCAGACUUGUCUCUUAGUAAAUACACCUUGAAUUCUCUCGCGAAGCUCGCCUUCAAUAUGCCAACCCCAAUUCAAAAAGCCUGUAUUCCUGCGGCUAUCGCCGAUCAUGAUGUGAUUGGUAAGGCAUCCACCGGUUCUGGUAAGACUUUGGGGUACGGGUUGCCAAUCUUGGAGAAGUUCUUGCUAAGAUUGAAGGAAAACGGUAAUAAACCAUUGGACUCUCCUGUCGGUAUUGUGUUCACUCCAACUAGAGAACUUGCCAAACAAGUACAUAGUCAUUUUGUGAAAGUUGUGGAAAACUAUCCUUUGAAGGAUGCCCUGAGCGUCGGCAAACUUAUUGUUUCUAUUACCGGGGGUCUUUCUAUCCAAAAACAAGAAAGAUUGUUGAGUUAUAACCCUGGUUUGAUCAUUGCUACUCCUGGUCGUUUGUUAGAGCUUUUAGAAUUGGACAAUAAUGAUAUUUUGAAUAAAAUUUCAAAAAUUGAAAUCUUGACAUUAGAUGAAGCUGAUAGGUUAUUACAAGAUGGUCAUUUUGGGGAGUUGGAAAAAAUCAUUGAGAUUCUUUAUAAAGUCAGAAAGACCCACCACUUAAAGAAAUGGCAAACCUUUGUGUUUUCUGCCACUUUUUCUAAAACAUUGUUCAGUAAAUUGGAUAAAAAUGUCAAUAAAAAGAAACAGCCAGCCAAAAAUAAAAAACAAAAGAAAAAUGGUAAAAAAAACCAUAACGACGAUCCGGAAUCAGAAACCAUUAACGAUGAUCAUGAAAUUAUUGAGUUUUUGAAAACUAAGCUACAGUUCCGGGAAAAAAAUCCGAAAAUUAUCAAUAUUAAUCCUAAAGAAGUGGUUUCUGGAACCAUUUCCGAAGCACUUAUUGAAUGUGAUGCCACCAACAGAGAUUUGUACUUGUACUAUUUCUUGACAAUGUACACGGGUACCACUUUGAUCUUCACCAAUUCUAUCGAUUCGGUAAAGAGACUCAACUCAUUCCUCAAAUUCUUGCACAUCAAAUGCUUCUCUAUCCAUUCGUCGAUGCUUCAAAAGCAACGUCUUAAGAACUUGGAAAAUUUCCAAAAAAGCUGUGUCAGCGAAGACAAGAAACAGACUGUGGUGCUAUUGGCCACCGACGUCGCAGCCAGAGGGUUAGAUAUCCCAAAUAUUGACCAUGUGGUGCAUUACCAUUUACCAAGAUCUGCUGAUUUAUAUAUCCAUAGAUCAGGGAGAACCGGUAGAGCUGGUUCCGAAGGGGUUUCCAUCAUGUUGUGUUCUCCACAAGAAGUUAGUGGGCCAUUGAGAAGAUUGAGACGUCUUCUUAUUGAAGAAUCUAUGAAGAUGGAUAAAAAGCCAGGAGAUGAUCCAAAAGAUAGAAAGAGAGCAUUAUUCACUAGAUUCCAAAAUUUGACCGAUGAUGAUGUGAAAUUAUUGCCAAUUGAGGUAUCUAUUCUUGAUCAAUUACGUGAAAGAGGGCACUUGGCCAGUGAAUUGGCGGAAUCAGACGUGUCCAAAUCUUCAUUAUCCAAAGAAGAUUCUUGGGUGAGCAAAAUAGCAGAAGCACUUGAAGUGGAUGAUUUAUCGGAUUUUGAAGAUGAUGCGCUUACUAAGAAACGUAACAAAAAAGUGGGCAAAACUCUUGAUUCCGGGAAACUGAGAGCCAAAAAGUAUGAACUCGAAGCUUUGUUGAAACAAAAACUCAGAAUUGGUGGUAGCAAGAAGUAUCUUAGUAAUGGGUUAGUCAAUAUGGCAGAUAUCAUGGUGCGAGGUGAAGGUCAUGACAAUAUUAUCGGUUAUGAUAACGUUAAUGUUAUUGAUGUGAUCAAGAAAUCUCGAAGACAUCAAGAUAGAGUUUUGAAAUUACAAGAGCAAAAGAAAUUGGAAAGACAACAAAAGGAAGACAAAAAGGAUGCCAAAAAGAAGAAAAAGGAUGCCAAAAAGACUAAAAAGAGAAAGAAGGAGGAAGAGAUGAUGGGAGGUGGAGAUUCCGAAGGAGAAGAUUUCGACGAUGUUGACGAUGAUGACGAUGAUGAAGAAUGA
This is a messenger RNA of Saccharomycopsis crataegensis, 2778 nucleotides long. RefSeq names its product ATP-dependent RNA helicase (gene MAK5). The record is from RefSeq and is a predicted model, not a curated record. Bases 1 to 2778 code for a protein of 925 amino acids. Gene Ontology annotation, molecular function: RNA helicase activity; ATP binding; nucleic acid binding. The transcript has a single exon. NCBI's taxonomy places the organism in Eukaryota, Fungi, Ascomycota, Saccharomycetes, Ascoideales, Saccharomycopsidaceae.